AUGGGACCAGAUCAACUUGGUGCUGCACAUUUUCAUACUGCUUCAAAACCAUUGAAGGAAAUUGACAUACGUCUUCCGGAAAAUCUUGUUAAGGGAGCUGUAAAAUUAGAUCCGCAUUUAAAAAAAUACUUAGGCGAUGAGUUUCCAGCAGAUUCCAAUACAAACGUCACCUGGGCAUACGUAACUUUUGAUAAGCAGAAUGAAGUUUUAACGGACUUAAUUACACGUCUGAGUAUUGAGCUGAAGCUACCACAGUCGGAGAGGAAUACAUAUGCAUUGAAAUUUGAAGAUCGUGGUAAUGAUGGUGUUUUUCUGACCAAGGAAAAUCGUAGUUUGGUGCCUCAGGGAUUCAUUCUCAUUUUAACUGCAUCUCCGGAGCGUUACGCCCACAAUCUUUUGGCACGUUUACGUAGUUCUUCAGGGGAUCUACGAACAACGCUUGCUGAACUGACUACUUUAUGCGGUGAUGUUUCGUUUGCAACGCAGUUUAUGCGUAUAGGUGGAUAUGAUUAUAUAUUUGAAGUUAUUGAGAAAGGAUUAUGCACAGACAGCGUUUCCUGUCAAUCUCGAUUCUUGCAAGCAUUGCUGAUGUUAAUGGACCAUCCCGGUUUAAUGUAUUGGUCACAAGUUUCGGAUGAAUUCGUUUGCAAAAUAGCAGAAAAUAUUACGGGCAGAGCUAAACAAGAGGAUAAUACCCUGCUGGUUUCCUCACUUAAUAUCAUCGAUCUCAUUUUGAAUUCUAAAAAUGAAGAAAAAAUGAAUCUAGUGUUACGGGAAGUACCAUUCGAAUCGCUUAUACGUCAUCUUGAGAAAUCAGACGAACGAGUUAUUUUGAAUGUUUUAACGUUAAUGAAUUCUUUGUACAACAAGGCCAGGGAUCAUGUAAAAAAUGAUAUCAUAGAGAAUCUCCACGUAACACCUUUUCGUUGUGCAAUUGAAAAAUCGGUGCUGAGGAAAGGAAAACAAUUGGAUGUUGGAAUUGAGCAGCAACUUGUUACAAUACAACGGAUUCAGCUGAAUCAACUAUCUCAAAAAGCUAUGCGUAUUCCUACAGAAGCAGAAAUCGAACGAGUUUUUGUAGUUGUCAGAGAUAUUCAGCAAUUCAAACUUUUCAACGGUGAGGGCGGUAAGGGAAUGCUUGCAUCAGAGGAAAGGCGUGCAGAAUUUUUAAAUUUCACAGAAGCGGUCAUAGGAACUCCACCAGGAUCACUAGCACUAGAAACAAUUCUCUUAUUUGCUACUCAUCAUAGCGAUUCCAUUGCAAAAAUAUCCAUGGAAAAUUCAAUGAGAUCUGAUAGUAGUCUAUGGUCCUUUCUGCCGGUAUCGGUUCAUUUGGUGCAAAUGCUGAUUGAUAUCCUUCAUAUUGUUGAUGAACCUGAAGAAGGUGAUCGGUUAAUGGUUUUAUUGUUCAAAAGUGAUCGACCAUUUUUGGAUCUUUUUGCAGUGCUUGUAAAACUUUUUCAUCGUACAUGGCGUGAAAUGCAUGCAAGUGAAGAAGACAUCAAAAAGGUUUUGGCAGUUGUUCGAAAGCAAAUUGAUGUUUGCUUGCUAGAAAAACCAGACACGAUCGAAAGGUUGGAGGAGUUGCUAGUAGCCCAUUCAUAUCCGCACAUGAAGAAAAUUUGGGAAAAAGAAAGGAGUGCUAAAGAAGCAGAAGAAUUACAAAGUGACGCAGUGAAAGAACUACGAGAGUAUCUUCGACCAAGUAUUGUUGAACUGGUCUUGAAGAAUCGUAAAAACGUGUUAAAAAAUGGCUAUAAAUUUGGGAAGCUAGUAAAAAGCAAACAGAUGCAAAAAGGACAACAAUUCUGGUUUUGGAAAUUGGAUGCAAAUGAAAAGACAUUGAUUUGUACAGAUUGCUCAAGCACAGAAUCCUCAUCAAAUGCAAAUUCUUCUGGAAAUAUAAAAAUAGAUAUUGCUGAUAUACAACGUGUCGUAGCUGGCGGUGAAGGCGAUUUUCCAAUGAGUAGUACAAAGGGAAAGAAAAAUUCAAAUGUACGUGGCAUAACGUUAGAAGUUGGUGAUAAGCCUGAUAUUUAUCAUUUGGUGACUUUUGAUGAGCAAACGAUAAAUGCAUGGUGUGAUGGCAUCAAUGCCCUGAUUGGUGUCGAUAAGCUGUCGAUUCAAGCUCAGCGACAAGUGGAUCGAUUUUUGAAUAUUGAGUUAAAAAUGCGAUUGCUUGAAUUGGAUCACAUUCCAAAUUCAAUCGAAAUACCACCACUACCAAAAAAUUUUGAUUGGAUUCCAAAAAAUGUUUCUGAGGCUAAGAUUUGUAAAACGAAAAUAUAA
Molecule: messenger RNA, 2289 nt
Organism: Cercopithifilaria johnstoni
Lineage: Eukaryota; Metazoa; Nematoda; Chromadorea; Rhabditida; Onchocercidae
Source: the annotation of a GenBank genome assembly